AUGCCGCCCCGACUCGCUCUGCGCACCCCUGCGCCCCGCCCGCCGCCGCUCGCCUUUCACCCGCCGCGACCCCGCCCUCGCUCAACCGCACCACGCCCGUACGCCAGCUCGAGCAGCCAGUCGUUCCAGUGGGGAGUCGGUGCAGGAGCGGCCUUGGCCGUCGCGACCGCAGGGCUCUACCUCUAUUCGCGGUCACCGGUGCUUCUCGAUGCACCUGGACGGCUACCUGUCGUCGAGCGCCGCAAGGGCGAGCGCACCAUCUCGGCGGCCGAGGUCGCCAAGCACAACUCGCGCGAGUCGCUGUGGAUGUGUAUCGACGACGAGGUGUGGGACGUCACGAACUUUGUCGACCUGCACCCUGGCGGCGCAAAGGUCAUGGAGCAGAACGCCGGCAAAGAUGUCACCAAGCUGUUCAAGUCGCUCCACCCGCCCAACACGCUGCGCAAGUUCCUGUCCGAGGAGGACAACCUCGUCGGCCGCAUCGCCGUCGACGAGGUGACCAAGAUCGGCGGCGGCAAGAACGCCGAGGACCUGCGCAUCGAGAUGGCGAGGAACGAGCUGCGCAACGUCGACACGGUCGUCAGCAUCGACGAGUUCGAGGAGCUCGCCCAGGCGAUCCUCAGCGACAUGGCCGUCGCGUACUACGGCACCGGUUCCGAAACGGAGCAAACUUUACGAGACGAGCGGGACGCGUGGCAGAGGGUCCGCUUCCGCCCUCGCGUCCUCCGCAAGAUGCGGCACAUCGACACGAACACGACCUUCUGCGGUAUCCCUACGCCGCUCCCGAUCUUUGUCGCUCCGGCAGGCCUCGCUCGUCUCGGCCACCCGGACGGCGAGCAGAACAUCGUUCGCGGCGUCGCGCCGCACAACAUCCUCCAGGUCGUGUCAUCGGGCGCGAGCUGCUCGAUCGACGAGAUCUUUGCCGUCAAGGAGCCCGAGCAGAACCUCGCGUGGCAGUUCUACGUCAACAGCGACAAGGAGCUCGCCGAGCAGAAACUCAAGAAGGCGCUCGAGCUCGGCGCAAGGGCCAUCUUUGUCACCGUCGACGUCCCUGUCCUCGGCAAGCGCGAGCGUGACCUCAAGCUCAAGGCCCGCUCGCAGAACUACGAGCACCCGAUCGCGGCGCAAUUCAAGGAGGCGGGCAGCAAGGUCGCCGCGUUCGACGCCUCGGUUGGCAAGCGCGGCGUGUCCGACAUCCCCGACAACGCACACAUCGACGCCAACCUGAACUGGGACGACAUCGCCUGGAUUCGGGAGCGCGCCCCGGGCGUGCCCAUCGUCAUCAAGGGCGUCGGCUGCGUCGAGGACGUCGAGCUGGCGCAUCAGUACGGGGCAGAUGGCGUCGUCCUCAGCACGCACGGCGGUCGUCAACUCGACGGCGCACGAGCCCCUCUCGACGUCCUCAUCGAGGUGCGGCGCAAGCGCCCCGAGCUCCUCAGCAAACUCGAGGUGUACGUCGACGGCGGCGCACGACGAGGCACCGACGUCGUCAAGGCGCUCUGCCUCGGCGCUCGCGGCGUCGGCUUUGGCCGGCCGUUCCUCUACGCCCAGUCGGUGUACGCCCACGAGGGCGUCAGCAAGGCGGUCGAGAUCCUCGAGGCCGAGGUGCACAUGGCGAUGCGGCUGCUCGGCGCCAACACGCUUGCCGACCUCAAGCCCGAGAUGGUCGAGUGCUCGUUUCCCGAGCGGUGGGUGCCCGAGUAG
Molecule: messenger RNA, 1704 nt
Organism: Rhodotorula graminis WP1
Lineage: Eukaryota; Fungi; Basidiomycota; Microbotryomycetes; Sporidiobolales; Sporidiobolaceae
Product: L-mandelate dehydrogenase
Exons: 12
Coding region: 1-1704 (567 amino acids)
Biological process (GO): lactate metabolic process
Molecular function (GO): heme binding; L-lactate dehydrogenase (cytochrome) activity
Source: RefSeq, a predicted model, not a curated record